This is a messenger RNA of Mangifera indica (mango), 2073 nucleotides long. Its product is annotated as protein PLASTID TRANSCRIPTIONALLY ACTIVE 12, chloroplastic. Bases 182 to 1768 code for a protein of 528 amino acids. The transcript is spliced from 11 exons. Gene Ontology annotation, biological process: positive regulation of DNA-templated transcription; positive regulation of red or far-red light signaling pathway; response to light stimulus. The record is from RefSeq and is a predicted model, not a curated record. Gene Ontology annotation, cellular component: chloroplast; nucleus. Lineage: Eukaryota; Viridiplantae; Streptophyta; Magnoliopsida; Sapindales; Anacardiaceae.
AAUCGAAAUCAUCUUAUCCAUUCUUAAAUUUCACUCUCCCUUCUAAAACCCUGAACCCCCAAAUUAUCAGAGCUUCUCCUCUUCCCUUUUCCUUUCCCUUCUGUAAAACGUGAUAUUUAGCUUUGAAGUAUAAGUUUUUGCAGAUUUACUUGCUAUGUUCUGCUUCUGAGUUUAAGUAAAAAUGGCAUCCUCAUUGGCUACAUUGAUAUAUCAAGCUAGAGGAUUGAGAGGUGUUGCAUUUCAAGACAAUUUCAUUUCUAGCAAACCAAAUUUCAAUCGCUUUCAGACAUCAUUUGUAGGUUCAUUUCCCUCUGGAAAAUUGCAAGUUAGUGUUGGUUCGAACAAUCCAUCAAGGUCUUUACUUCCACGUAUAAGGAGUGAGAAGAAGGAUGAACCAAUUGAAUACGUUUCUGUUGAGCGUCCUCCCUACUAUAGUUACUUGGACUCAACAUCUGGCCAACUUGAGCCAGCUUCUGGUGCCCGUGCAAGUAUUCCAGGAGAAGAAUACUGGCCAGAAGGCACUGCUAGUCAAGUUAGGGCUGCCAGAGCUCCUGAGCCAACUGGUGAGUCAGCAGGAUCACCUUCUUAUGGAAAACGGCCUGGAAGUAGGAGGAAGAAGUAUAAAACAUUUGUUGCUGCUCCUGAAUCUUCUGAAGUGAGAGUGGAAUCAAGUGAGGCUGUGGUACCUGAAAUUUCUGAAGAUACAAUGGAAGAUCCAAAAGACUCCUCAUCUGAGUAUGUUGUUUAUCAGACUGAACCUGUGGGAGAAGAAGAAACUGGGUAUGAAUUAGACAAGAAGCUUGGACGUCCUCAUCCCUUCAUUGAUCCUGAAAAGAAGAAGCCAAUAGAAGGAACACUGUCAAGUGAAGAACUAUGGUGGAACUGGAGAAAGCCAGACAAUGAACAAUGGUCCAGAUGGCAAAGAAGGAAGCCUGAUGUUGAAACGGUUUUUCUCAAAGCGAUGGCUGAGACUGGGCAAGUAAAGCUUUAUGGUGAUGAACCAACAUUAACAGAAACUUCUCUUUACAGAGCUAGACGACAUCUUUUCAAGGAAGAAAGACUUAAAGCUGAAAAAGAGAGACUGGAGAAAAUAGGACCAAUUGCAUACUACUCGGAAUGGGUAAAAGCAUGGAAGAGGGACACUUCGCGCGAAGCUAUUCAGCGACAUUAUGAGGAGACCAGUGAAGAUGAAAACAUGCAACUAAUUGAAAUGUUUCGUCAUCAAACAGAUCGAGAAUAUCGCAUAAUGAUGGGGACUGAUGUUCGUAUCAAGAGGGAUCCUUUAGCAAUGCAAAUGAGAGAGGACCAAAUAAAGCAAAUAUGGGGUGGAGAUCCGGUGUACCCAACUGUGAACUACAUUCAAGAUCCAGAUGAAAUAAUUGAUUACAGGGGUCCAGAUUUUCAUGAACCAACACCCGAUAUGCUUGCUUAUCUGAUGGAGCAUGGAAAAAUCAUAUCAAGAGAGGAGCUCAAUACGAUUCUCUCAAGAGAGAAGCCUGAAGAACUGGAGAUGACAGACAUGGAUGAAGCGAUGGCACGAGCUGUUGACAUAGGUGAAAAAGAUGAGGAAGGAGAAGAUAGUGAGGCUGAAGGUGAUGAAGAAGAGGAGAAAAUUUCUCGAAAUUGGAGUGUCCUGAAAAGUACCCCUCAGCUUCAAAAGUCAAAGGCUAAGCCCAAAAAGGAUGGCCCCAUGUCUCUUGACACGGCUAUCGAGGAUUCGGAGAACUUGACUGAUUUUCUUUUAGAUUUUGAAGAAGAAGAAGGGUGAUGGUUACAGCAAAGACAAUUCAACAAAUGCUUGAGGUGAUAAUUAAAGUACAUGAUUGUCUUUAAAAAAAAAUAGACCAUCGUUCAUGCGAGCAAACCAAGUUCAUCAAGUUAGUUGAUGGUGCGCAAAUUGUCAAGUAGAAAAGGUUAAUUAUAAUUAUUAUAAUGAUUUUAUGUUACCACUUCUAGGAUGGCACCAAGAGGGCUACUGCGUUCAUGACACAGAUAUUCUGCUUGACCUUAUGAUGCAGGGAAUUUAUGUUUACUAUUAUUUUAGUUUUAAAAUUAACUUUCUUUAUUUAUCUA